This is a messenger RNA of Gasterosteus aculeatus aculeatus (three-spined stickleback), 4603 nucleotides long. It is a transcript of the gene camkk1a, whose product is annotated as calcium/calmodulin-dependent protein kinase kinase 1, alpha a. Gene Ontology annotation, molecular function: ATP binding; protein serine/threonine kinase activity. Gene Ontology annotation, biological process: CAMKK-AMPK signaling cascade; protein phosphorylation. NCBI's taxonomy places the organism in Eukaryota, Metazoa, Chordata, Actinopteri, Perciformes, Gasterosteidae. The record is from RefSeq and is a predicted model, not a curated record.
GUGCGUGUGACCAGCCCCCCUCCUCCUCCUCCUCCUCCUCUACCGGGGCACAUUGCAGUGGUCCAACUACAGACAGCUGUUCGGGGCGGUGUGCAAACAUUCAGCCGUUGGGUGUCUGUCUUCGCUCUGCGGCUCCUCCGCACACACACCAGCGGCGGGUGGAGUGUCUGCCGGUCCGUCCGUGUUUCCCCCCCCCCACCCUCCCUCCCCCGGAAGAGAGGGGUGCGACACAUGGGACACAUCACAGGCCAGCAGCUGAUUCCCGUCGCUCCUCUCGCGCAGAAGCCUCCCUGUUCAGACAACCGUAGGUAGAGGAACGAAGAGGCGCUCGCGCGUCCGAACCGGGACGUCCCCUCUGGACCCCCCGCCCCCCUCCCGACUGGAACCGCCGCGUUUGAGGGACUCCCAACCCCGCCCUGGUGGGACGCUGAGCCCAGUGACUGGCGGCUGGCUAAGGGUCCCGUUGGUGCUGGGGGGGCCUCCUCCCUGGUACUCACCCUGCCACCUGAUUGCGCGCCGUCCCCCCACUGCGACGGCUGCCAUGGCAAUGAGCAGCGACCCCGGCCGCGCGAGGCCGAACCCCGAUUCCGACAAACAAACCGGCAGCCUCACGGACAUCAUGGCUGCCAUGACGACCGAUGACGCUGACGUUUCAGCCGCCAACGGGCUGAGGAAUGGCGGGACUCAGCAGGACGGCGCUCAGGUCAAGAGGACCCGUGCAAUGCGGCCUCACCUGACCGGCAGGAAGUUGUCGUUGCAGGAGAGAGGCACUUACCGGUCAUCGGGGCCCGGAGGAGGAUACGCGCACAUUUCCCCUCGUGGGGCUCGCAGGCCCACCGUGGAGUCUAAACGCGUGUCCAUAUCAGACGCUCAGGACUGCAUCCAGUUGAACCAGUAUAAGCUGAAGAGUGAGAUUGGAAAGGGGUCCUACGGUGUGGUCAAACUCGCCUACAACGAGGAUGAUGACAAACACUACGCUAUGAAGUUGGUGUCCAAGAAGAGGUUGAUGAAGCAGUGUGGUUUCCCACGUCGACCACCCCCAAGGGGACCCAAAGCGGCCCAAGGAGAGCAGCCAAAAGUCUUAGGACCCCUGGAGAGAGUCUACCAAGAGAUUGCCAUCCUUAAAAAACUGGACCACGUCAACAUUGUGAAGCUGGUGGAGGUGCUGGAUGACCCAGCGGAGGACAACCUUCACAUGGUGUUUGAGCUGAUGCCUAAGGGUCCAGUGAUGGAAGUACCCUCGGACAGUCCUUUCACAGAAGAGCAGGCCAGGUUAUACUUCAGAGACAUCAUCCUUGGCAUGGAGUACUUGCACUACCAGAAGAUUGUCCACAGAGACAUCAAGCCUUCUAACCUGCUACUGGGGGACGAUGGCCAUGUGAAGAUAGCCGACUUUGGGGUUAGCAACCAGUUUGAGGGCAACGACGCUAUGCUGUCGAGCACCGCUGGGACCCCUGCAUUUAUGGCACCGGAGACCCUGUCAGACGCGCGGAAGAGCUUCAGCGGAAAAGCACUGGACGUGUGGGCCAUGGGGGUCACCCUCUACUGUUUCGUCUUUGGGAAGUGCCCAUUUAUUGACGAGUUCAUAUUGGCUUUGCACAACAAGAUAAGGACCGGGCUUGUGGAUUUCCCAGAAAUGCCAGAGAUCAGUGAGGAGCUGCGGAGCCUGAUCUUGCGGAUGCUGGACAAGAACCCAGACACUAGGAUCACCAUCCCUGAGAUCAAGAUGGACCAGUGGGUGACCCAGUUAGGCACAGACCCCUUGCCCCUGGAGGAGGAGCACUGCUCUGCGGUGGAGGUGACUGAGGAGGAGAUCCAGAACUCCGUAAAGUUUGUCCCCAGCCUCUCGGCCGUGAUCUUGGUGAGAGCCAUGCUAAGGAAGCGAUCCUUCAGCAACCCCUUUGAGUGUCCCAGCAGGAGAGAGGAGAGGUCUAUGUCUGCGCCCGGCAGCCUGCUCAUGGACUCUUGGCCCUUCCGGCCCUCUUUAAAACUGCACCCCUCCCUCAGAAAGAGCAGCACGGGAGACGGACCCAGAGACGGAGAGCUGGAGGACCUGCACGAAGACGAGCCCGCCUCAUGAGACCUCCCACAGAGCUUUGUCCCCUUUACCCGUGUGUCCCCCCUUCCAUCCACCUGUUAAUCAAAUCAAUGACGCUGGACAGACUGAUGGUUUGGAAGACCCGCUUCAUGGCUUUUGUUUACGCUCCAACUCUGCUCGGCAUCUUUUAGCGUCCCUGCCCUCUCCCCAUCUUACUCCCCACUUGUCCGCUGAGUUGGAUCCACAGUAUUCGCAGCGCAACCCUUUACUGAUGUGACUGGCAUCAGUGAACCAAGAAGAGGAACUCUGCAGCGGGCAUUACACUGCAAUGCUCCAACACUCUGGAGCUCAGAUAUUUAUUUCUUUUGAUAUUUCUGCAUGAAUGACCAGUCGGGCCUCAUCAUCUGACUGCUUCGUGCCAGCUGUCCCAGUCAGAGCCGGCUAGAAAGAGCGUGGCCCAUCACAAACAUGUUAAUUAAACUAUUAUCUGUUCAGUACACCACGGGUGGGUGGGUGGGGGGGGGGGUUGAUAUUGCACAUAAAUGUCUCGAGGUGUCGUCAAUGUUAUCGUCUCACUGUGUUCGUGCCAUCGGUAGCUUUUUACUUUGGUGCUGAAGAACUUCACGGUCCUCUCGCCUGACUGGGUGAACUUCUCUGACCGGAAGGAAGAAGGAAGCCAGCUGUUGAAGAGAGGAUGGCUCAUUUGAACAGGCUCUGGUCGCGGUGUAAUGUGCAACCGCUUCUGUGUUCAAAGUUGUUUUGCACUCUCGACUGCCUGCGGAUUCAUGCUCUGUAACGUGUCUCUUCCUAUCUCGCACUACGGUUUGAUUCGGUUUAUUGCGAGAGAAACCGCAGCUUUUGGAAGUGAAUGUCGUAAAGCAAGAGAAGAAAAAGGAACACAAACUACUAUUGCAUAUCUCUUUCAAUAUUUUCUCUUAAAAACUAGAAUGCAUUAUUACACAACAGUCUUGUAUGCAGAGCUCAUUUGAAGGCACGAAUAAUCUCAUUGUCCAGGAUAAACAUCAAUGAGUGCUCUUCCACGAGAAAUUCAUAAAACUCCUCCAGGUAAAGGAGGCCAUGGGGGGGGGUAAAGCAGCGAAGCUCUACUCACCAUACAUACAUACUUUUUCAGGGUUACUGAAAAAACGACUCCAACUCAACCGAACCGGGUACAAACCGAACACGGAGGGAUCGGCACAAUGUGAAUGAGAAAGCCUUUCACGUGCUGCUAUUGGCAUUGUGUGGCGCCGGGGAAUGUAAAAGCUUUACUCGUUUUGAUUUGAUUGUUCAGUAAGAGUCUGUAAUGUGUUUUAUAAAGGGAUGAAUUCCUGUGUGAAAUGAUGUGUCUGCAUGUCGGAAAGGAAUCAUUGACUGAUGUUGGCCCUUCUCUGUGCUGAUGACCACGUCGGCGAAAGGAGGCACUGAGCGCGGUUUAAGCUCCAAAGACUAUGGAAUGGUUUUGCCAUUCUUAUGAGCGCGUGGCCAUCUUGACGUUAAUGUGUCUGACGUUGGUCAGAGUGCAGUAGUGCUGUCGUCUUUGUCCUCUGUGUAUAUCCGGCAUUCCUCUGCUUUUAUGUUUUCAAGUUGACCAUGUUGAAAAACAACUGAAACACUGUUCAAUAUUUGCACUUUUCCACUGCUCGAUAAACAUUUUACUUAUUCAAUAUUUGCACUUUUCCACUUCUAGAUACAUAUUUAAGUUAUUCUUGUUAUAUAUGUAUAUUACUGUCUAACAUUGUAAAGUUUCUGUGUGGCUCACCUGUAAAGACCGUGUUGACUGUGUAUCUGUCUGCUCUCAGUCUCCUGUGCUAUUGUUCAGAAAUCUGCAUUUGGAAGCAUUGGUACUUUUUUUUUGUUGAUAUUUUCUUUUUUAUAAACUCAAUUAGCAACUCUUUCUCCCUUCUGGGAUAACCUGCUGCUUCAGCUGCAGUGACCAGAUUUUACAUAUCCGUGUGACGAUAGAAUGGCUACAGUUAUUCAAAGCUUUUAAACCAAUUUCUAUUACAUUUGGUAAAGAAUUAUAUUGGCCAUUUGGAAAGCUGCAAAAGCACUGCUAAAAAUGGGGCUACACUACAUUUUUUUAAAGAAUCCAGUCAUUUUGAGCUCUUGAACAAUUAGUUGUGACCGUGUUUGAAUGGCUCAAUGUAUCAGCAUAACCGUCACCUUUUGGUAUCCGAUCUGUCCAGAUACAAAUGAAAUACACAUUCAAUUAAAUCGUGGAUCCUUGAGAAAGCCCUCGCUUAGUGCCGUAAAUGUGGUAACAAAGAAAGAAACGUAUGAGUUAGUUGCACCACAAGAAACUUUCAUCAUUUCAGGUCCUAGUUCGAUCCAAAGGAGUGUGAGAGAGUGAGUUUGUACGUGCCGCUUGUGUGCUUGUGUGCCUGCAGCUUUUUGUUGUCUUGUGCAUUUCUCUGUCCUUGUGUCGCUUGCAUGGCACGUCUCUUUGGAAUGCACUUGUUACAAUGUAAAUAUGUACCAAUAUAUAUAAAGAAGCAAUUUUUUGCAUGCUUUUUGUACACCUGGAGAUGAUGAAGACAAUAAAAAAGAACAUCUGAAUUCUCUUAA